Molecule: messenger RNA, 2150 nt
Organism: Periophthalmus magnuspinnatus
Lineage: Eukaryota; Metazoa; Chordata; Actinopteri; Gobiiformes; Gobiidae
Gene: klhl6
Product: kelch-like family member 6
Exons: 7
Coding region: 123-2114 (663 amino acids)
Molecular function (GO): protein binding
Source: RefSeq, a predicted model, not a curated record
ACAACUUAUAGGCUGGACCGAAUAAUAAGCGAGAUGGAACUUUACUUUACAGUCACAAGAAGAGGAAGUAUUCAGUUACAAGUGUUGCUUCAAGUUCCUCUGAAGCGAAAAUAGGAAGUCUGAUGAUGACAGGAAAAAACAAAUCAACAUUAUCAAAAACGCACUGCCAUGAUGCCAACCACAGAGCUAUUUUUUCACAUUUAGAAGCUGCAGCUCAACCAAACGACUACCACUUUUUUACCAUUUUUUACAAGUUCACAGGAGCAGCAACGGUGAUGAGUGAUACUUUGGAGACAACCACAGAUGCCCCCGCCCUGUGUGCCGAUUCUGGAGCUGAAAGUUGUGCACAUGAAGAUGAACAGUCAGAUGUUGGUACCACUGACUUGUGCUGGGAGGAUGCUGGUCUGCCCAUGGAGCUCCAGAAAGGAAUGGAAAACCUACGCGUGAACAGGGAGCUGACCGAUGUGAUUCUGUGUGUGCAAGGAGAGGACUUCCCCUGUCACAGAGCUAUCCUCGCUGCUGCCAGCCACUACUUCAGGGCAAUGUUUUGCAGUGGUCUGAGAGAGAGCCAUGAAGAGCGAGUAGAAAUGAAAGGACUGGACAGUGCAACAAUGAGGAUUCUUCUGGACUAUACUUACACGGGCCGGGCUCUACUCACAGAAUUCAAUGUCCAGAGGAUAGUUGAAGCGGCCAGUCAGUUUGAGUUCCUGCGUGUGGUUGAAGCAUGUGCUGCCUUUUUGAGCAAGUCCUUACAGUUGGACAGCUGUGUCGGGAUUCUGAACCUGGCUGAGAGUCACGCCAUCCCCUCUCUGAAAGCUACAGCCCAGAACUUCAUCAUCUCCAACUUCACUAAGGUGGUAGCUCAGACAGACUACCUGGAGCUGCCUGCAAACGCUCUAGAAACUGUCCUGCAAAGUGACGAGCUCAGCGUUACCUUUGAGGAGUUUGUUUUUGAUGCAUUGAUGCGCUGGGUAAGAGCAAGGCCCGAUGAGCGCAGUCCUUCUCUGGGGAGGUUACUGGCAUGUGUGCGGCUGCCACUGUUGGAGCCGGCGUACUUUGUGAACAAUGUGGAGUCUGAUGAACUAAUAAGGCAGUGUAAGGAAGCAUUCCCUCUCCUACAAGAAACCCGCAAGUUUCACCUGUCAGGCAGAGAGGUGGUGUGUGAGAGAACCAAACCACGUGUCUCUCACUUCCUGUCCGAGGUGUUCCUGAUCAUCGGGGGGUGCACUAAAGACGAGCGCUUCAUCUCCACGGUAACCUGCCUGGACCCUCUGAGGCGCAGCCGGCUCGAGGUGGCACGGCUCCCCUUCACUGAGCUGGAGGACGAGACCCAAAACAAGAAAUGGGUGGAGUUUGCCUGCAUCACGUUUCGCAAUGAAGUUUACAUUUCAGGAGGCAAGGAGACACAGAAUGAUGUUUGGAAAUACAAUGGAGCCCUGGACAAGUGGAUACAGAUCGAAUCACUGUCAAUAGCUCGCUGGAGGCACAAGAUGGCCGUCCACCAGGGCAAAAUCUACGUGAUUGGCGGGUUUGAUGGAAACCAAAGACUUUCUAGCGUCGAGGCCUAUGACCCUUUUCAUAAUCGCUGGACACAGGUAACACCUCUUGCUGAAGGGGUAAGCUCUUUUGCUGCUGCCAGUUUUGAUCAGUGGAUUUAUGUGAUCGGUGGAGGUCCCAAUGGAAAGCUGGCAACAGAUAAGGUCCAGUGCUGGCAACCUGGGACCGACAACUGGGAGACGAGGGCGCCCAUACCAGUGGAAACCAAGUGCACUAAUGCGGUCACAUUCAAGGACUGCAUCUAUGUAGUGGGAGGAGCGAUGCAUGCGAUGUACUGCUAUUCCCCCCGAUCAGACUCCUGGUCCUUGGUCACUCGACUGGGGGAGAGGGCGAGCUGUGCCAUCGCCGCCUGCAACAACAAGAUCUUCAUCACUGGGGGAAGGGACAACAAGAACCAAGUCAUCUCUGCGGUGAUGUGUUGGGAUGUGAGCAAAGGACUGCUCACGGAGGAGUGCGUCUUACCCAUGGGAGUGUCCCAUCAUGGUAGUGUCACCCUCAUGAAGUCCUACACACAUAUACACAGGAUAUCCCAGGCUCCUGCAGAGAGUCAGAGAUGAGCACGAAUCACAACCAUGUAGUUGACUGAAAUAACA